Messenger RNA from Penicillium canariense, 1554 nucleotides. RefSeq lists its product as uncharacterized. The transcript is spliced from 7 exons. The coding region runs from base 1 to 1554 and encodes 517 amino acids. The record is from RefSeq and is a predicted model, not a curated record. Gene Ontology annotation, biological process: protein sumoylation. NCBI's taxonomy places the organism in Eukaryota, Fungi, Ascomycota, Eurotiomycetes, Eurotiales, Aspergillaceae. Gene Ontology annotation, molecular function: zinc ion binding; SUMO ligase activity.
AUGGCGUCCUCCAACCAGCUGUCGGAGAUUCCACACCUCGUGGCCCUCAUCAAGACUCUAACAAACCCACAAUUGAAAGAUCUUUUGCGCAAUGAAGGGCUUGCAGUGUCUGGGGUCAAAGCAUCUUUGCAGCUCCGCAUCAUCGACUAUCUUGAGCGCCUUGCCAAUUCCGAAGGCAACGGAGCCCGGUAUGAUGCCCUGAGGCGACGCAUUUACCAGACCGCGAUCCCCGGCGCGUCUGCUUUCCAGUCGUCAUCUCCCAGUUAUCCACUCCAACCCCCGCCUGCUGGUCCGCCGACACCGUCGCACCCUCGGCCGGCACCGGCGGCUAUGGGAGGCAUCACGUCGCCCCAUUCAAAUUCACUUGCCCGUCUUACUUUCAAAGAAAGUCCCUUCUUCACGGUUGUGGCGCCUCUCACGUCGGUGAUGGAAUGUAAAGUCCGUGAACAAACGAGGGAUAGUGUGGAGUUGAAGGUCAACCUGACUCCGUCCACUGCCUCGGAUCUGGCAAUUGACCCCAAUCUUCGGGUGAUGGUUUAUUGUGCUGCCGACUUCGGGCUCAAGCAAUACACCAAGUCCGAUAUUGCAUUUCCCCAUCAAGUGGAGCUCAAGGCCAAUCUCGAUGAAGUCAAGGCCAACCUUCGUGGACUGAAAAACAGACCCGGUACUACGCAACCCGCCGAUGUCACAAAUUACAUACGCAAGAAGCCGAAUUAUCCCAACAACAUUGUGAUGACUUACGCAUUGACCUCAAAGAAAUUUUUCGUGCUGGUCAACCUUGUCAGACAACACCCAGUCGAUGAACUUGUCACGCAGCUCAAGUCUCGCAAGAUCAUUUCGAAGGAGCAAGUGAUCCGCGAAAUGAAAAACCGCGCGGAUGAUUCUGAUAUUGUUGCUACAUCAAGUAUCAUGUCACUCAAGUGCCCGCUAUCAACACUAAGAAUUCAAGUGCCCUGUCGCUCCGUGGUCUGCACCCAUAAUCAGUGCUUUGACGCGUCAUCAUUCCUUGAAUUGCAGAAGCAAGCCCCCACCUGGACCUGUCCUGUGUGUUCCAAGUCUACCAGUUUCGAGUCAUUGCAAGUGGAUCAGUACGUCGAUGACAUUCUCGGAGCAACUUCAUCAGAUGUGGAGCAGGUCGUGGUGGAACCAGAUGGCGCAUGGUCCGCGCCUAGUGAUGCGGAUCCAGUGAACCUAGGCGGAAGAACCCCCGCAAGUGACGAUGACGACGACCUCAUUGAGAUUAGUGAGCCGGGAGUCCCUGCUGUCAAGCAAGAACCUAUACCGUCGAGCAUGAUGCUAGAGCGAACUCCCGCCCAGUCGCAGUCCCGAGAGGCAUCGACGCCAUCCUCCGCGGCUCGCCUAUCCAGCAAGAAGCGACCUGCGGCCCAGGUCAUCGAUCUUACUGGAAGCGACGACGAUGAUGAUGAAUCGCCCGUUCCUCCGCUGAAACGCCAGGCUCUGAGCUUCGCAGUUCGCGGGCUGUCGUCGCAGGACUCUCACCAGCUGAUGGCCAGCAGCCCUCUUAAUGACCGACCUUACCCACCGCCAUACUAG